This is a messenger RNA of Paramecium sonneborni, 1184 nucleotides long. The record is from the annotation of a GenBank genome assembly. NCBI's taxonomy places the organism in Eukaryota, Ciliophora, Oligohymenophorea, Peniculida, Parameciidae.
AUGAAAUUGAGUUUUAGUUAAUGUAGUUUACUCUCCUCUGUUAAAAGUGGUGAUUUAGGGUCCAUUACUCAUCUUAUUGAAGAAUUAGCUAAAUGCGUCUCAACUUUUUUACAAAUCUAAAUGUACAUUUAUACUAAUACCAUAAAAUAGAAAAUCAGAUAAUAAUUUUAGAUAAAAACUAUAUACCUAUACUUUUUAAUUCAUUAUACAAGCUCUACAAGGUCAAAAUUUAGAUCCACAAAUAGAAUCUAAUCCACCAUAAUAAAAUAUAAUCAUUGAAAUUAUCAAAGCUAUCAAAGAAUUUAAAAUUGAAUUGUUUGAUCUCGCAGCAUAAAAUCCAAAUAUGUCAUUCUUUGAUUUUUUAGUUACAUAACAAUUCAAUGAUUUAUAUGAUAUACUCACAGCUUCUGAAAAAUAAUUAAAUGGAUAAUUAGAACCUAUAACACCAAAAAAAUCAAAAUAAGAAAUACCCUCUAAAUAAUAUCAUUCACUUUUCUAUUAAAAUGAUGCCAUUAGAACAAGAUCAAUGUCUGCUAAUCAUUUGACUUCAUCAAAGUUACUCCAAUAAAAUAAUAUAGAAUUAGAUUUUGCAUUACUAUAAUAAUUUGUUUACAAUCAAAUUGAACAUAAAUAAGAUUCACCUAAAGCAAAAAAUAAAUAAAAUCCAUAGCUCUUUUCUUUCGAUUCUACUUUUGUUAAAGAUUUGCCUUUCUCAAAAUAUAAUGCUAUAAGCAAUUUCGAUGAAUAAUUCAAUUUCACUCUUUAAAAAUCUUAAGAAGAUGCAAUCUAAACUUCCAGAUUCGAGAGUCAAAGAAUUGAUGAAGAAGAAUACUUUGCAACUGAUUAAUCUAGUUCUGAUAUUAAUUUAACACUUGAUAGAUCUUAUAGAGAAUGGGGUGUAAGAUGUAGAUAACUUGCUGAAAAAGAAAAAUAAGUUGCCUAAAGAGAACUCAAAUCUAUUAUUUAGGAAAAGCAUCUUCUUAAUAGAACUAAAAGUUAAAGAAUGAUAAGUCCUAAUAGUAAAGAAUAGGAUCAUGAUCUCAUUAAUAGACCUAAUUAUGAUUCUAAACAAUUUUUAGAUCCCAAAUCAACCUUAAAAAUAUAAAAAUUAUAAGUAAUAUAAUCAUAUCAUUAUUAAAUAGAAAACUAGUAUUAAGGAACGAUCUGAUAUUUUUUUUAUUUGA